GUUACAUUGUAACAAAAGUGGAGAAGCCCUAGCUCCUGCCAGCAGCCCAGACUCGCCCGCCGCCCGCUGUCUCCGACUAUGGAACCGGUGGCCAGCAACAUCCAGGUCCUGCUGCAGGCGGCCGAGUUCCUGGAGCGCCGUGAGAGGGAGGCCGAGCAUGGCUACGCGUCCCUGUGCCCGCACCGCAGUCCGGGGCCCAUCCACAGGAGGAAGAACCGAUCCCCCCAGCCGGGAGCGCUGGACAGCGGGCGGUCUGUGCACAAUGAGCUGGAGAAGCGCAGGAGGGCACAACUGAAGCGGUGCCUGGAGCAGCUGAAGCAGCAGAUGCCCCUGGGGGCCGACUGUGCGCGAUACACCACACUGAGCCUGCUGCGCCGUGCCAGGACGCACAUCCAGAAGCUGGAGGAGCAGGAGCAGCGGGCCCGGCGGCUCAAGGAGCGGCUGCGCAGCCAGCAGCAGAGCCUGCGGCAGCAGCUGGAGCGGCUGCGCGGGCUGCCGGGCGCCGGAGAGCGGGAGCGGCUGCGCGCGCACAGCCUGGACUCGUCGGGCCUCUCCUCGGAGCGCUCGGACUCGGAUCAAGAGGAGCUGGACGUGGACGUGGACGUGGAGAGCCUGGUGUUUGGGGGCGAGGCGGAGCUGCUGCGGGGUUUCGGCGCGGGCCGGGAGCACAGCUAUUCGUACAGCGCCGGCGCCUGGCUCUGACGCCAGGCUCUGCCCUGGUGGCCUCGACCCUCACCUUCUGCGCAUGCUGGUUUGAGCCCCUGGACAGAAACCCCUCCGAGCCUUAAGGGCUGUCUGGAGUCAUCUGUUGGCACGGACUAAAAGGACCCUUACAUGGGAACAGGUGCUUGGCCUACCCUGCUGCUGGCUGCCAGGCGGACUCUGGGGGUUGGAGGCGCCUGGACCUCCCCAAGCCUCUCCAGGGAAAGGGGCCUGCUUGCCCGCCCCCCUUCCAGGCCUGUUUGUAGCACUUGGCUCAGGAAGCCUCUUGAACCCUCACGUUCCUCCCGGGACAUGGCACCCUGGCCUCUGUGCCUCGUGUCCUGCACAGUAUUCGCAUUAAAAGCCUCUUUUGUAACUUC
Oryctolagus cuniculus (rabbit) is the source of this 1082-nucleotide messenger RNA. It is a transcript of the gene MXD3, whose product is annotated as MAX dimerization protein 3. Gene Ontology annotation, biological process: regulation of transcription by RNA polymerase II. Gene Ontology annotation, molecular function: DNA-binding transcription factor activity, RNA polymerase II-specific; RNA polymerase II cis-regulatory region sequence-specific DNA binding; protein dimerization activity. Lineage: Eukaryota; Metazoa; Chordata; Mammalia; Lagomorpha; Leporidae. The record is from RefSeq and is a predicted model, not a curated record.